AUGGAUGAAAAACCGAGCGACCUCACGCACAAUUGCAGCAACACUCAUUACUACUAUAGUAUUUGCUGCUGCAAUAACUUUCCAGGUGGGAACAAUAACACAAGUGGACUUCCAAUUUUCUCCACAGAAAAAGCAUUUAUCAUUUUUGUAGUUUCGGAUGCAAUUGCUCUAUUAAUGUCCACCACUUCUCUUCUGAUAUUCUUGUCCAUCCUCACUUCGCGAUAUGCUGAAGACGAUUUUCUCUAUGUUCUUCCCCAUAGGCUGAUUAUUGGCUUUGUUACAUUGUUCCUCUCCAUAACAACCAUGAUCGUAGCCUUUAGCUCAACAAUCUGUCUUAUGUUGGGUGACAAGAACAGCUGGCUACUUGGUUUAGUGGUUACAUCAGCAUGUUUACCAAUUUCUUCUUUCAUGCUCCUACAGUUCCCCCUCCUUGUGGAUCUCAUGUCUUCAACAUAUGGACCUGGCAUUUUCGGCAAGCAAAGUAAUCAGCCUUUUUAUUAA
Camellia sinensis is the source of this 501-nucleotide messenger RNA. The record is from RefSeq and is a predicted model, not a curated record. NCBI's taxonomy places the organism in Eukaryota, Viridiplantae, Streptophyta, Magnoliopsida, Ericales, Theaceae.